Molecule: messenger RNA, 3060 nt
Organism: Anopheles marshallii
Lineage: Eukaryota; Metazoa; Arthropoda; Insecta; Diptera; Culicidae
Gene: dor
Product: vacuolar protein sorting-associated protein 18 homolog
Exons: 3
Coding region: 1-3060 (1019 amino acids)
Biological process (GO): organelle fusion; endosome to lysosome transport; intracellular protein transport
Cellular component (GO): endosome; HOPS complex
Molecular function (GO): protein-macromolecule adaptor activity
Source: RefSeq, a predicted model, not a curated record
AUGGCGUCCAUGUUCGACCAGUACUCGAGCGACCUGAUACGGGAAAGCUCCACCGAUGUGAAUAUGUGUGUCGGGCCGAAAACGUCCGGUUAUGUGAGUGUACGGACACGAAAGGAGGUGCCGAUAUUCACCAAGCAGAAAAUGAACCUAAACCUACCGUCUGGCAUCCUGUACCUGUCCGUACAGAACGAUUGGCUGAUGAUGCUGAUGACCAAUCUGACUGUGCUGCGUAUGAACCUGAAGCAACCGGGCAAAUUUACAGAGGUACCGAUCGACAAGACGAUCGGUGGUUUACGCCCAUCCAGCAUCUACCUGGAUCCACUCGGCACGCAUCUUUUCCUAACCUUCCUACCCAAGUCAAGCGGUUUUACGCCAGAAUUGCUGUAUCUGCAGCGCAAUAGCUUCAAGCCGAAGUUCAUCACCAAGCUGAAAGAUCACGAGAUUACGGCAAUUGGUUUUAAUCACGUCAACACGUCCGAGACUAGUACCGGCCCGAUAUUGCUCGGUACGGCUCAUGGCGUUAUUUGGGAGGCGGAAGUUGGGUUCGAAAGUGGCGAUAAGCUCAUACAGAACAAUGUCCGGGUUGCUUUUGACGUUGGCAAAGGUGAACCGCGCCCAAUAACCGGGCUCGAGUUUUAUCUCAAGACGGAACAGAAGCAUCUGCACUGUAUCGUGCUGGUGUUGACGGUGGAUCGAUUGUACAAGUUCCACAACACGAUUCGAUCGUCCGGCAAUGGAACAAUGGCUUCGUCCACGAUGACCGCUGCCCAGGAACUCAAGCUGGGCGGUUACCUUCAGAAGGUAUUUAGCCCGUACCAAAACGUAGACGACCAGCUGCGGGAUUUCGAGGAACUAUCGGCGGGUGGUGGCAAAGGCCCAACAACCGGCAGCUGGCCGAAGCUGGUGUUCAACUACGAGGAAGACUUCCCAAAGAGUUUCGGCUGCCUGACCGAGCACGGUAUCAACUAUCAAGAAAUUGAUCCGGCCAUCAAUCAACCACAGUUUGUGGUGCAGAAGGAGCUGAUCACAUACCCGGAACCGCGCUUUGUACCGCCAGCAACCAACUCGCACAAAGUCACACCGCGUGGGAACUGUCCGCUCUCGUUCAUAUUGACAGAUUUCCAUGCGCUACUGCUAUAUGCCGACCACGUCAGUGCUAUCUCGCUGCUUGACUAUCAGGUCGUAUAUGAGGAGUACUUCGUCGAGCAGUACGGCCGAUUGAUUAACAUCGUCAAGGAUGUCCGCUCGAAUGUGACGUUCGUGUACAGCAACAAGCUUAUCUUUCGGUAUAAGAUUGUGAACGAGCAGCGUAACGCAUGGAGACUUUACGCAGACCGCCAAAAGUUCGAUCUCGCCUUACAAUACUGUAACAAAAAUCCUGCACACCGAGAUAUCGUGCUGGUGAAACAAGCCCAGUCGUACUUUUAUGCCAGCGACUACCUGCAAGCAGCUGCCAUCUUCUCCGAAACGCAGCUCAGCUUCGAGGAGGUAUGCCUGAAGUUCCUGCAGAAGAACUGCAACCAGGCGCUGCUGCUAUACCUUCGCAAUCGGCUCGGGCAGCUAAAACCGCACGAGAUGACCCAAAUCACAAUGCUGAUCGUGUGGAUCGUGCAGCUGUUUCUGGUGGAGCUGUCACACCAGCGGGUCGGCGGUGAGAAGGCUACACGUGAUCUGCAGAAGCAGUUCGAGGCGUUCAUGGCCAGCCGGCCUGUGAUGGCCUGCGUGCGUCGUAACCGUACCGCCAUCUACGAUCUGAUGGCAUCGUACGGCGAUACGCACAAUCUAACCGCCCUGACAACGAUCAACCAGGACUACGAGUCCGUCAUCCAGCAGUACAUCAAUCAGGGCCGGUAUGAGGAUGCCCUCGCGGUAUUGAGUGCCCAGAAUCGACCGGAACUCGUCUACCAGUACGCACCGAUCGCGAUGGAGAUGUUGCCGACUGCAACGGUCGGUAUGCUGAUCGGUCAAGGCCAUCGGCUCGAUCCGGUACGGCUGAUGCCGGCACUGCUCUGUCUCGAUACGGUGCAGCAUGCGCACGAAACGGUGCGCUACCUCGAGUACUGCAUCCAUUCGCGCGGCUGCGCCGAAUCGGCCCUGCACAACUAUCUCAUCCAGCUGUACGGGGUGCAUUUCCCGGACCAGUUGCUAACGUUCCUCGAGUCACAGGGUCGAGACACGACGAUGGUACACUACGAUCCGCACUAUGCGCUACGGAUUGCACUGCGCCACGAUAUCCGACCGGCGAGCGUCUUUCUGCACUGUCUGCUGGAGAUGUGGGUACCGGCGGUACGGCUCGCCCUGACGCUGGACGACCCUGAGGCGGCCCGGCAACUCGCCCGUCAAACGGCCGCUCAACCGACCUACCGGGCGCUACGCAAGCGACUCUGGCUGCUGAUUGCGGAACACGAGAUACGAGGCACGCGCGAUGAGGAGGUGCAGCGUGCGCUUGGCAUACUGCAGGAGUGUGAUCAGCUGCGCAUCGAGGAUCUGCUUCCGUACUUUUCCGACUUUCAGCGUAUCGAUCACUUCAAGGAGGCGAUCUGCCGUUCGCUGAAGGAGUACAACGUGAAGAUCCAGGAGCAGCGCCGCGAUAUGGAGGAGUCGGCCAAAUCGGCUAACCGGGUGCGCCAGGAGCUGCAAACAUUCCGCGGCCGGUCGGUCACGAUCAGUGCACAGGAGCAGUGUGCCGUCUGCAGCGUCUAUCUGUUGCUGAAACCGUUCUUUGUCUUUCACUGUGGACACAAAUUCCAUGCCGACUGUCUCGAGCGUCAGGUGGUGCCGUAUUUGUCCACUGCAACGGCGGAACGGUUAACGAUGCUAAAGCAAAACCUUGCCGCGACACAGCACCUAGCGGAGGGUGGUACGGCAGCAGCAGCGGGAGGCACGUCCACCACACAGGAUGCCGCAACCGUGCAGAACGGUUCGCAUAAGGAAAAGCUCAAGGGCGAAAUCGAAGCAAUCAUCUCGUCCGAGUGUCUGUACUGUGGCCAUCUGAUGAUCAAUGCGCUGGACAAACCGUUCAUAGAAAACUGGCAACAGGCAGACAGCGAAUGGGAAUAG